Messenger RNA from Closterium sp. NIES-67, 5482 nucleotides. NCBI's taxonomy places the organism in Eukaryota, Viridiplantae, Streptophyta, Zygnematophyceae, Desmidiales, Closteriaceae. The record is from the annotation of a GenBank genome assembly.
GUGCCUCUGAAAUUAUCUCGUGUCCUGCGACUCAUGAACUUGGCUUUUGCCUGAGUCGGAGCUGGAUUGAACUCUUGCUCCUCUGGCUAAUGUUCCUGUCGCCUGUCGCCUGUAGUCCAAGCUAGCAAGUCAGCCUACGUCUUUCAAUCACUAACGUCGGCGAGCACUCGCCGGGCUUGACCACGCUUAGCUAAACGAUAACCCUAGGCCACAGCUAUCUCGCAGGGCUAGCUCACCGGAACCCGGCGGUAACCGAGCUUCGGAGGCUAACUGUUAGAGAGGGCGAGUAACAGAGUCCGGGAAUCGGCUCGUCUGAGUCACGAAUCCAGCUGCAGCAUUCGCCAUUAUCAAGGGCUGUGCCUGUCGGAGUCUUCUAUCGCACAGUUUCCAGUCGCACAGCCUUGGGUGGCUGUAUACCGCUUUUGGUCUGCUGUCGAGUUAUAGUCUGCUGUCGCCUUUUAGCCUGUCAGUGUUUUUGCGUCAGCGAUCGACACGAAUCUUGCAGUCAGCCGGUAGUGCAAGCGAUCGCAGGGUUCACGUCAGCCGGUGCAGUGUGUGAUCGACGCGAGUUUCGCAGACAACCGCUGCUGCGAGCGAUCGACGCGAAGCUCGCAGGCGGCGAAAUGGACGCUGCGAUGACGACCCAGAGCGCUGCUGAUGUGCCUGAAACCGGUGGUGACUGUAACGAGGGGAAGGCCUCCCAGGCUGUCAGCCUUCCAGAUGCGUGGCGGGAGAGAUUCAGGGACCUGAUCACGACCCAUCUGCGCAUGGACGGCGCCAUGCAGCAGCAGGCCACGGAGCUCUUCUCCGCCUGCUACGCCCUCCUCGCCCCCUCCAUCGCCUCCUUCGGCGCCCCCGAGUCCCCGGACGACAGCGAGCGUGCGUGGAGUGCGUGCAUCCUAUUCGUGGUGCGGAAGCUGGGUCCCGCUAAGGCAGCAGAGGAGGCGGCCGCCGGAGCAGGACAAAUCUCGCCGCCCGGGUCGUCGCGGUCGCAGUGGCCGUGGUUCACUCUGUCGGAGCUGCUGCGAGCCACCAAGCUCACAGUGGUGGAUUUCUUCAAGGAGAUCGCCAACUUCCUGCCACGUGUCAGCUCUGUGAUGCAGUCGGCCUAUGGUGACUCGUGGGAGCAGAGGCUGGAGGUGAAGGAGCUCCAAGCCAACUUCGUGCAUGCCAUCGUGCUCUUUAACCACUACAAGAAGGUGCAUGCAGAGCUGUUCACCAGCCCUGCUCCCAGCUCUCACCCUGGCAUGGCCCCCGGCAGCGCCCCUCCCCCGGGAGCUGCUGCUUCUCAGUUCUCCCGCGAGAUGAGGUUCGGCUGGCUGCUCUUCCUCUCCAUCAAGGCGCACCUUCUCAGAAGGUUCCCGGACCUUGUCACCGCCACGAAUGCGAUGCUCUGCACGCUGGUGGUGCUCAUAGUGCAUGUUCCCCCAUCCCUUCGCCGGUUCUCCUUCUCGGACCCCGUCAGAUUCCCGCGCCGAGCGGGGAGGGAGAGGCUGGUAGACGUGGUGGGAUCAUUGUGUGCGAGCUACAAGGCGGCCGAUGGGGAGGUGGCCGCGCUGUUGGAGCGCACGCACCAGCUCAUGGAGAGAUGGCUAGGGCGCCAGGCAACAGCGAAUGCGUGCGAGCAGCAAGAUGCUGGGGAGCUGUGCACAGACCGCCUCUUCCUGUUCGAAGGCUUGCUGCAAGACCCUGCUCUGCUGCCGAGUGUGGAUCUGGUGGAGGGCGCGUACCAGGAGGCGUAUGUGGAGGCGGGGGAUCGGGCUCUGGACGAGCGGAUGUUUCUGUCGGGGGACAGCCAGGUCAUUGGCGCUGUGUCCCAGCUCACUGCCGCCUCUAGUGUCGGUGCAGCCAAGCGCUCCAUGCCUCCCCCUUCCCCCCUCAAGAGCGCCCCCAUGGGCGCCAUGAACACCCCCUCCUCCCCCUUCGCCAGCACCAUGGGCGCAGGGGGAGGGGGAGGGGGGGCGGGGGGAAGCACCACCAUCACCAUCGCCCCUUUCUGCUCCCCCGCCCGCUCCUUCCUCACCCGCCUCGGCCCAGGGGGAAUCGGGGGAGGGGGAGGGGGAAUGGGGGGGGCAGGGGGAGGCGGAGGGGGAGGGGGAGGGGGAGUGCCUGGGACCCCCAUCUCUGCUGCAAUGUCGACAGCUCAUUGGCUGAGAACGGUGGUUUCAGCUUCCCCUGCGGAGCCAUCUCUGGAUCUCCUGCGGUUCCUGCAUGCCUGUGACAAGGACGUAACGGGCGCGGUGGUAACCAGAACCACCCUGGUUUCGCAUGAGAUCUUUGCUGCCGUCUCGCAGAAGAAACGAGCCGCUGCCGCCACUGCAGCAACAGGAGGAGGAGCAGGAGGAGGGAAGGGGUCACCGGGAGAAGCAGGAGGAGAGAAAAACGGAGCAGGAGCAGGGGCAGCUGGUGCUGGUGACGCUGGGAAACAGGGAGGAGAACCAGCAGCAGCAGGAGGAGGAGCAGGGGGGAGCGACCCAGCAGACGCGGCCCUCUGGGCGGAGCAGCGGCGGCAGGAAACCGUAAAGCUCUACUACCGGGUUCUCCUGCGCAUGUGCACGUCCGAGUCCCUGCGCAUGCGCUCCCAGAACCUCACCCCCCUCCUCGACAACGACCGCUUUCACCGUGCCCUCCUCGCGUGCUCAGCCGAGCUGGUCCUAGCCAGCCACAAGGCCACGGCGCACACCUUCCCGGCUGUGCUCGCCCCGGCGGGCGUGUCAGCCUUUGACAUGGACAAAGUCAUGGAGGGGUUUGUGAGGUACGAGGAGGGGCUCCCUGGGGAGUUGAAGCGGCACCUGAACGCGUGUGAUGAGCGGAUUCUGGAGAGCCUUGCGUGGGAGAAGGGGUCUAGUUUGUAUGUGACGGUGGUGGCGGCGAGGAGGCAUUUGCUGGCGGAGGUGCACCGGCUGCAGCUGCUGCCAGAAGGGGAGGAGGUGGCGGGGCUGGUGGGGCGAGGGGGAGGGGGGAAGGGGAGUGGAGGGGAGGGGGAGAAGGGGGAUGGCACGCCGGAGAGCAAGGCGAGUGAAGCGGCCUCCCCGCCGGCCAAGCUCUCCUUUGCUGCAUUCUCCCCCAUGAAGCCGCAAGACAAGAGGGCCUUCGCCCACCUGCAUGCCUCAUUCACCACCCCCUUCCAGCGCGCGUCAGCAGCAGCAUCAGCGCCGCCAGGGGAGAGCCGAUCUGAAAUGCUCUUCAACCAGUUCUGCCAAAAGGUCCUCAAGCUGGCAGUGGUGCGAGUGCGCAGCCUGUGCGAGAGACUCAGGCUCACAGCUGCCGUGUCAGAAAUGGUGUUCCGUGUGGUGGAGCAUGCGGUGGAGGGCGAGGUGCAGCUGCUCUUCUGCCGCCACCUCGACCAGAUCAUCCUCUCCUCCGUCUACGGCGUCUGCAAGGUGUCGCAAGUGGCAGUCACUUUCAAGGACAUCAUCGCGCAGUACCGCAAGUUACCGCACUGCAAACCUUCAGUCUUUCGAAACGUGUUUAUCGACGCCAAGCCACCCCCCGCUGAUUCUGCCUCCAAGGAGCCCGUCCCCCAGCACGGCGACAUCAUCCGCUUCUACAACGAGAUCUUCGUCCCGGCCACCAAGUCCUUCCUGCUACAACUGGGGCAGGGCGCCUCAGCCGCAGGGGGAGGGGGAGGCGCAGGUGGGGGAGCAGCAGGGGGAGGGGGAGGGGCAGGGGGAGUGGGGGAGAGGGGCGCGGGGCACGGAGGGGGCUUGUUGAGGAGCCCUCUCAUCCACUCCUCCCCUGCCUUGGCGCAUUUCCAGCAGCACCAGCAGUCGCCCUCGUCUGUGCCCGGUGCCUCCCCACGUCGUGUGUCAUCCCGCCACAAUGUCUACGUCUCGCCCCUGCCAACCUCUAGGAUGGAGGCCCUACUGGCCUCGCCCCACCGCCAGCUGUCAGCGCAGCUGUCCACGCAACUGCUGGGAGGGGGGCUCUCUGCAGACCCCUUUGCGAGCCCGUCACGGCACCUUGCUGCAAUCAACCAGCGCAUCAGCAGCACCAGGCGCCUGGGUCGCCUUGACUUCUCAGAUGCAAUGGAUGUGGACGCCUCUCGAGCCUCCAGCAUCACGCCCCCGCCUCCCACGCCCGUUGCUCCCAUCGCUGCUCCUCUUGCCGCCACAACCGCUACAGCUGCCGCUACAGCUGCUGCAAGUACUGCUCCUGUUUCUGCUGCUGCUACAACCGCUCCCGUGCCUGCCCCUGUGGCUGCUGCUGUAAAUGGUGACGACGCCAGUGCCACUCCUGCUGCUGCUGUUGAUGCUGGUAGCCCCAGUCUCGAUUCCGGAAGGCCCCCUCUUCCUCCUGCUGCUGCUGCUUCUGUCGCUGCUCCUGGUUCUGCUCCUGCUAUUCCUGUUCCUGUUGCUGCUCCUGUUGCUGCUCCUGCUGCUGCUCCUGCUGCUGCUGGUGUUGCUGGAGCAGCUGCAGGUGCGUUUCCCGUGAACGGAACAGAGGCUGCAGACAUAGCAGAGCAGGCAGCAGAGCAGGCAGCAGAGUAUGCAGUGGGAAACUCAGCAGGGAAUGGGGAGGCGGGACAGCUCUCUUAUUCGUCGGGAGCAGCAACAAUGGGGGUGGAGAGUGGCCCAAUGGGGGUGGAGAGUGGCCCAAUGGGGGUGGGGAGUGCAGCAAUGGGAGCAGGGAUGGGGGUUGAGAUGGGGUUGGGGAGUGCUGGUGCUGUUGAUGGGUCGUGGUGGCAGCAGCAGAGUGCACAGCAGCAGGGGCAGCAGCAGCAGGAACAGCAGCAGCAGGUGCAGCAGCAACAGGAGCAGCAGGGGCAGUACAUUCAAGGGCCGGGGCAGGAGGGGCAGAGUGGGCAGUAUAUGCAGCAAGAGUAUGUGGGUGGGCAUCAGGGCGAGCAGCAGUGGCAGCCACAGCAGCAGCAGUACCAGCAGCAACAACCACUGCAGCAGCAGCAGCACCCACAGCAGCAGUACCAGGAUCAGCAGCAGCAACAGCAGCAGGAGCAGUAUCACUACCAGUAGCAGCAACGACAAGAGUCGCAGUAUCAGGACCAUAAAGCACGCAUCAGCAUCAGAGCAGCACUGACUGGAGAUGCUCGUAACAUCACAAGUGACUCACCUUAUAACGAGGCCUUAGGGGCCUGCAGACUGUUGCACAAAUGAGCCACCUUAUAGCGAGGCCCUUAGUUGCCUCGCUAGUGCAAACAUUACGUGUGGGUGGCCCCUCUAUGAGGGGGUGUGUGGGGUGGAUGGGUGGAAGGUUGGGGAAAGGAGUGUUUGGACUGCCAGAUAUGGGAUGAAAGUAGAGGGAUUGAGAUGGGGGUGAGAAUGGGGAGGGGAUGUGUUGUGUUUCUGAUGUGUGGCUGGCUGGAUUCAGGCUGCAGGCACGCAUUGUGCUAGCGCCUGCGCUUCCCGAACAAUGUGACAUUCGCGCUGUGUUAUGUUACGUGCAAAUCAGACCUUGAAUAACCACAGGGUUCAGCCUGUCAUUUGUACUGGAUAACAGGUAGCAUUUGAGGCACCAGCUCCUC